Daucus carota subsp. sativus is the source of this 3365-nucleotide messenger RNA. RefSeq names its product calmodulin binding protein PICBP. The transcript has a single exon. The record is from RefSeq and is a predicted model, not a curated record. Gene Ontology annotation, molecular function: calmodulin binding. Bases 196 to 3111 code for a protein of 971 amino acids. Lineage: Eukaryota; Viridiplantae; Streptophyta; Magnoliopsida; Apiales; Apiaceae.
AUUAUAAGCCAUAUCAAAACCAAUAAAGCCACCCACUGUAGACAAAAAAUAACACCACUAUAGAAUCUCCCAUUUUAAGGGUUAUCAAGGUUUCUUUUUCUUUCCACUCAGGUUUUGAAGAAGGCUCAUUAUAGAAGGCAAUAAGUUUAACUCUUGUGCUAUCUCAUCUGCUAUGCUUGUUUUGUUGGUUUACCUAUGAGAAUGAUUCAAAGAAAGCUAGCUGACAAGCUUGGUAUCCAGGCUGAUCAUGUUGAAUCUAAGAAGGGGUCUUCUCCUUCUCGGAAACAAGAUAUCAAGAACGAAGGAGCUGCAGACUUGAAGAAAACGAUGGAUAAAUCAGGAUCGGUGCAGCAUUUGGAUACUGAGAGCUUGAGAUCAUCACCAACUUUUCAUAUUCCAAAACCUGGUAAGCCAACAACUUCUGAUCAUGUCAGAACCAGGGCGGCUACCCCCCGAAGACAAUCUAUGGAGGGAUCACCUAAUUAUAUGAAGUCUACAAGCAGUUUUGAUGCGCGGAGAGAGUGUUCUCAGGUUAGUUCUCAAACUCCUCAGAAUAUUAUGAUAAGGAAGAGUAUGAGCCCGAUGAAAUCAAAUGAGUCGAGGCUUAGCUCAGGUUCUGUGAAUAAAACAGUAGGUGGAUUAGCUAGAACAUCUGGUUUGAAAGUAGCGAGGACCUUAAUAAAGACUCCUAGUUUCAAACCAGCAAGAAUUUCAACUAAAAAAUAUCCCCCUUCUGCUCUCUGCAAAGAUUUUGAUGUUCGGAAACCAACAUGUUCCACAACUUUAAAAGAUUCAAAAAUGCCUAUGUACCUUGAGCUUAGCGCAGGGGCGACGGAGUCUGAAGGAACUUCAGCUAUGAAGGUAUGUUCCUACACAUACUGUUCUCUUAAUGGUCAUCACCAUGCUCCUCUACCUCCAUUAAAGAGCUUUUUGUCCACAAAGAGGCGUAUGUUGAAGGCUCAGAAGGCUAUAAAGGUUGGAUGUCUGUCACCGCGUAGAGCCAAGCCAUUGCGAGAAAGAAUGGUAAAGAUUGACGCCAAGCAAGUGAUAUUGGCUGAGAUACCACCUGCCAAAGCCAUGGACUCUGACAGCAGGCCAAUAACUCCAUGUUUGCACGAAAAGCAAACAGAUUUUUUCGUUGAGAUCUACAGUAAAAUUGGGGAUGAUGAUACUGCCAGGGGGGAAGUUUCAGAGAGCCUUUCAAGUACGGCAUUAGGUUCUGUCAUUGAAUUUGAAGAAAACCUUGAAGCUAAAAAGGGUCAAGAUGUUGUUGCAGAUGCUACAGUCCAUUCAGUUCCCGGUGCUCAAGAAGAUGACAUACUUGAUUGCUUGAGAGCACAGUGCAGCAAAGAUGAAAACAGCCAGCCAAUUAGUCAAUAUGGCCCAUCAGAUUUUAAAGCUCCUGAGGUGGAGUCAGAAGAGGGGCAUUACUAUGAACCAGGUCUUAAUGAUGUCACAAAUCUCAAGCCGAAAGUAACUGACAUCUACAGUGGAUUAAAUGUCAAAUCAAUAUCAAUUUCAGAUGAUAAUACUAACAACAGCUAUGAAGACAUCCUAGCAGAUGAAGUGCAGGUAGGAUUUUAUGAUGAAAGAAGUGUGAGCUCUGGUGCUUGGUCUGAUGAUGGUGACUCCGAUUUGGAUGGUUCAUAUCACAAUAAGGACUUGGAAGAACCAUAUUCCACCUGUGAUGGAAAUUGUGAAUCAGUUGAGACUCAGGUAAGAGAAAACUCCAUUUCACAUUCCUUUGAGGAGUUCCAGGCAAAAAGUGCAGAGAAGAGUACUGUUCCAGAAGCAAGCACAGAUGAAAAAGAUGGAACUUGUGAACCAGUUGAGACUCAGAUAACCGAAAACUUAAUUUCACAUCUGACUGAGGAGUUUCACGCAACGAGUGUAGCAAAAAGUAAAGUUCCAGGAGCAAGCGAUGAAAUCCCCAGAUUGAAUUUUCAACUGGGAUCUGAUGCAAUAGCAUGCUCAACUGAUGUGGAAGAAGUGUUUGAUCUUCAGGGAGGUAAAGCUGCUAAACAAGAGCUGGUAUGUCAGUCGCUAUAUCAGGAUUUUGUAGAACAAGAUCAGGAUGAAACACAUAAGAAUUGCAACGCAGCUUUCAACAACAUGGAAGUUUUUGAGCUUGAUUCCACUGGUGAAAGCACAUCUAGUGAUGAUGUACUGGAGAGCUUUCACACAAAGACUGAAAACGAAGAUGCAGGCAAGGAAGACCAUGAGGAAAUGAUCUCUAGGAAUGAUGCCACAGAUGAAAUGGAGCAAAAAGAACCUCUCUCUGUCGAGUCCUUUGAUGGAAUUCAAACUUCCAAUUCAUUAAGAGAAAGUGAACAAGAAAAGCCUAUAGCUGAUCCAACAGAAGGUGUGGAGAUAAAGGAGAAACUUCUUGCAGCCCAGCACUCUGUUGGAAGCCUGCCUUUUGAAUUGUUGGAGGAAAUGCCUGACAGCAUCGCUGUAAACAAGGAUCACAGCAAGCAGACUCAUGUCACCAUCCCAAGUGAAACAAAUCAAUCUCACGCUGAUGAAACUCUUCUAUAUGAAAGCAAUGGUGUUGAAAAUCACGAAUAUCCAGAGAUCGGUCAAUAUCAAUUGCACACUUAUGAGUUUAAAACUUCCAAAAAUUCUGACGAUCAAAUGCAAUCAGGGCCAGCAGUUCUCAGAGCAACUCCAAAUCAAAAUCAGGAGGCUGACACAGUUGAAGGCGAAAAGAGAACUGAAACGGAUGCAGAAGAAACAAGCAUUAUAGAGAAAUCCUCGGGUACUACACUAAAAGGAGAUUACAUGUCCAAUGCAAACAGAACCUCAAAUGAAGAAAUGAGUCAGAUAUCUAAACAUUUAAGCUGGACAUUUGGUAGCAGAAAACCUGAUGCAGAGUCAGAAGAUGUCAGGGAUUUUAACCCAAGAGAACCAAAUUUUCUGCCAGAAGAACCUGAAUUAGAGCCAGAAAAGGUUGAUCUCAGACAUCAGCUGAUGGAUGAAAGGAAGAAUUCAGAGGAAUGGAUGGUAGAUUAUGCACUACGCCAAGCAGUCACCAGACUCGCCCCAGCUCGUAGCAAAAAAGUUAUAUUGCUUGUUGAAGCUUUUGAGAAGGUCUUGCCAGCACCAAGCUAAGACACUCGUCCGAGUCAUACUUCAUCAGCUCUUUUACACGCCAGAAGUAUACACACUUGCAAAACAGUGGCAAACUGACUAACUGAGGCAUGGAUCAUAAGCCAUGACAUUUAAUCACUAGGGCAAUUAAUUCAUUAGAGUCGAUCAAUUAAUUAAGAGAUAUGGCAUAUGUGAGAUAUUGAACAUAAUGUUGAAACCACAUGUUGGUUUCUUAUCUUAAGUUUAUGUAAGAGUUUGGUCAGUGCAUUCAGAAA